AUGGGUGGGCGAAGUGCGCAACCUCGAAGGUUUUCUUUUGCGUGUCGGAUUUUACAUCCGGCGGUAGCGCAUGAUGCCAUGGCUGGCUCCAGAUACAUCCUCAGGGCACCAGCAUCUAUAAUUAGAUUGGCGCAACAUGGCUGGCUGCACUGCUGUCUUCACUUCUUUCUUUUUCCGGCAAUGAAUGAUGUAUGUUUUGUGGCAAAAGGGUCCGCAUUGUACCUGUUUACAGUUGAGAUUAUCGUUUUUGGUAGCCCUUCAUUACGGCAUAACGUAUUAAGUUUCUUUUAUUUUGCUUUGCCCUGGUUUAAAAGACAAUGUCGAUUAAAAGUUAAUUUUAAUCGAUUGAAGGAAAUAAGAGGAAUAGCGCAAGUUGUUAGGAAAGCGUUCUUUAUCUCCAAGACUUUGCCCUGUAUAUAA
This is a messenger RNA of Saccharomyces cerevisiae S288C, 420 nucleotides long. RefSeq lists its product as uncharacterized. Lineage: Eukaryota; Fungi; Ascomycota; Saccharomycetes; Saccharomycetales; Saccharomycetaceae. The record is from RefSeq and is marked reviewed. The transcript has a single exon. The coding region runs from base 1 to 420 and encodes 139 amino acids.